Molecule: messenger RNA, 3140 nt
Organism: Mytilus trossulus (common blue mussel)
Lineage: Eukaryota; Metazoa; Mollusca; Bivalvia; Mytilida; Mytilidae
Exons: 3
Coding region: 481-2571 (696 amino acids)
Source: RefSeq, a predicted model, not a curated record
AGAUGCCCUUCUAUUUAUUGUGAUUAGAAACUAAUAGCAUACAUGGUCUUCUUUAUUUGAAAACUAUAUCAUAUUUUGUUUACAUGUAAACAAAAAACGGCUACUGAUUUAAUGUGAUAUCAAAAUAUGGAAUUAAUAAGGAAUACUUGCAUAAAUUGAUAACAUUCUAAACAUAAUUGAACUGUCUGGGGAGUUUACUUUGAGGAUUUCUACUCUACAGACUUGGCAGAUAAGACACACACCACUGGUCAGUGUGCUGAGUGACCACUACACUCAUUAAAGAUUUCGAAAGACCAUAACAAUGUCAAUAUCGUUUUUGAUGUGAGAGUAAAAAUUCUGUAACAAAGUGAAGUGAUACAAGUGUUUGCAUAUGUUUGUAACAGUUUUGAUGUGGAAAUUAUGAUUUUGACAUUAUGAUUUGAUAUGGGAUCAAACAUUGCGUUCUUAUGAUCAUUUUGGGAUCAUUAGUAAGAGGUUAUUAUGUGUGGACAACAAGAGUCUGAACAAUUUAAUGACUGGAUGGAAACAGGCAUGGAGUCCGACGUUUCUGACCAUCUUGACCACGAAGAGAUGUACCUCAUGCUGCAAGCUGAUAUGUUAGCCAUUAAACGCCAAGAGAAUGCCUUGCAGACUGACAUUGAUGACAUCAACCAGAAAUUCAACUCACUUAUAGCUGAUGUUGGUUUAGAACCUACUGAGUACCCAGUCAACAGACAUCUGUUGGGCAACCCAUCAACACCAUCAUUCUUACAACGUAACACACCAACCAGGAGCCACAUUACUUGUCUAGAUACCACUUCCUGUGACGAAGAUGUACUUCUCCAAAAGAUGCUCCAGGGACCUCUUGUAUCCAUCAACUCACUCAGUAGUGACAGCAUCUAUGAUGACUCAGCCAUGACGCUAAUCAUUGACAACAACAGUAACUAUAUUCCAUCACCUAAGCCAGUGUCACCUUCCAACUUGGUACCAAACAUUGACCAACCAGAGCCAUCAUCAUCAGACAUUAGUAACGCUAGCAACGGUUCCAGUGGCUACCCAAGGUCAACAGGGUCAGACUCCUCAGAUGACAACCAGUGCGUUCCAGACAUCGAUGAUCGUCAAGAAGAGCUUCUGUCCAGACUUCACUACUACGGUGACUUCACGAUAGAUCGCCAGAGUAAGAUCGACAACUUGACAGCCAGACUCACCAACACUCCUGUUGCCAACCUAAACAACAUGACUGCCUCAGCUACAGAAGAGAUCUUCACCAGAGAAGUUGUUGGCUGUGAACAAGAGUACAUACCACCAGGUUUUGGUCAGCCAUCUCGUUCCGCUACACGCUCUACCAGCUCUAAUUCUUCAACAUCAUCACCACGUCGUCACAGGAGCAAGCGUAUCAGCAGAGCUCAACGUAACCGUACUUCAUCUUCCUCAGGCAGCCGUCGUAGCAUCUCUAUACCUCAGGCAUCAUCUACCAUGAUUGAAGACUUCUCACCAUCUUCACACAGCAGCGGUAGCAGUAAGCAUCGUAGUAGUUCCAUACCAAGAGCAUCCUCCACCAUGAUAGAAGAUCCAACUUCAUCAUCUUGUCGACCAAACUCUGUUUACUCUGAUGACAUGGAAAGCGUCUACUGCUGGUCCAUCAAAGAGAGUUCUGAUGAUGUUCCUCUAGAAGAGUCCUACUACCGCAAUAUCAACAGGGUGUCUUGUAAACCACCACUUCCACCAAAGAAGGUCCUGCCAUCCAGUUGUGGAACAAGUCUUGCAGAGUCAAAUUGUAACAACGAAUCCAUGUCCAUGAUUGCCUCUACAACACGACGACAAGAUGUAAUCAGCGACAGUCUGUAUGAUGAUGUUACCUUCUACAACAAGGCCAGAACUCUGCCACGUACAAGUACCAGAACCGACCUCAAUGGAAACACCAAGUCUAGUGGUAGUUCCAUUGAAGCCCGUCGUGCAUCUAUGCCAGACAUGGUCAGCGUUAUGUUAUCUGAGAAUGACAACGUACAGAGUGUUCCCAACUCCUCAGCCAGUACUCAUUCAUCAUCAUUAGGUGAUCGUCCAGCCAUCCCUGGCAAGUCUAGUUCUAGUGGAAGCAACAGCAACACCAGUCCACCAACCAGCAACGAUACUCGCAACACCCAGGCAAUGUGUGAUUCAUUACUCACAGACAGUCCUAACAGUCUCAGUAGUACUGGUGUCUUCGCUCCUAACAACUCGCCUUACUCAUCUAGAGCUAGCCCAGUCAGCGAGCCAGAACCACUCGGUCCACCAGCACCACCAUCCUCUUAUAAGUCUAAGUCAUCAAAAGAGGAACAAGUCUUCAAGAAACCAAAAAGCAUUGUACCUAUCUGGAAGUUGUUCCGUUUCCGACGCAACAAACCAAAGAGUGCUGAGAAUAUCACAUCUACUCCACUACGUAGACCAUCAUCAACUCAUAGUGACCCAGUCUCCAAGAAAAAGCUCUUCACCAUUCAGUCACCUGAGGUUCACCUACACAACAAACGUGCAGUAGCCAAGAAAUUACGUCGUUUCAGCCAGAGUUUCCAUCAGAAAGAUACAUCCGAGAUCCACACUCUUGCCACCUUAUAGAGAACAGUGCAAUAUACAUUAUGUGUUCAGAAAAUACACUGUUAAGACAUUAAUUUAUAAUACUCAUUUGUGAUAUGACACUUGAACUUUUUAUAUGAGUAACUGCAUGUAUUUUAUAUUGAAUUUUACGGGUAUUAUACAAUGUUUACUCAGUAUGAAUGAAAUAGGGCAAUUUUGUGUGUUAACAGGGUAAAUGAUAUAUGUAAAUGACAAUCUUGAUUAUGAUUAAGCAUGAGAGAUACAAUUGUACAAUCAUGAUUAAGUGUGAAGAGACAAUUGUGUAAUCAUGAUUAAGUGUAAAAGAGGCAUUUGUACAAUGGAGAGUUCUAGUGCUUAAAUGUUGAAAACUAAUUGCAAGAGACAAUACGUGUGGUGUGCAAUACUUCUAGUAAGAUGAAUUUUUCUUUCUGUUUUUUCCACUUAAUCUUUCUUUCUAUUCUGUUUGUUAUGUUGUUAUGGUAACAUGGAAGUUAUCUGUGUGAAGUUUUGUACAGUAUUAUUGUAAAAUAACUAAUUUAUUGAUAAAUUAUGAUCAGUGCUAUGAUGUGUAAAUAAAUAUUCAAAAGUAA